Molecule: messenger RNA, 2369 nt
Organism: Phlebotomus argentipes
Lineage: Eukaryota; Metazoa; Arthropoda; Insecta; Diptera; Psychodidae
Product: prolyl 4-hydroxylase subunit alpha-1-like
Exons: 9
Coding region: 363-2021 (552 amino acids)
Biological process (GO): peptidyl-proline hydroxylation to 4-hydroxy-L-proline
Cellular component (GO): endoplasmic reticulum
Molecular function (GO): procollagen-proline 4-dioxygenase activity; iron ion binding; L-ascorbic acid binding
Source: RefSeq, a predicted model, not a curated record
AUCAAGUGACUCGGCGAGAGCGCAAGGAAUUCGCAUCGGAAGGAAUUGUAGUGAAGAAAUAGCCCAAUUUUCCGUGCUGAAUCAGCUGAAAAGUGACAAAAGGCGCUGCACGACGUCAAUAGUGAGUGGGUGAUGGUGAAAAGUCCACAAAUUAACACGUGAAACAGUGCGUUUUCUGCACAUAAGAUGAUCAACUGGAAGUGAUGGAGUGAGAAAAGAGGCUCGCGUGAAUCUUCUGUGAUAAAAGAAGCGAAAGAGUGUGAAUUUAUUUUUAAUUCAACAUCAGCAGAACCCGCACAAUCACUCUGGAAACGUAAAACUCAUCAUAUUAUCUAUCUCUAAGCGCAUAUCAAUUGGCAGAAAUGAUGUUCUCACAGUUCACGAAGUCUCUGCGCGCCACUUUUAUUGUUCUUGUGGUGUUUUUGAUAAAUGUCGCCCGUCCGGAAGUCUUCACGGCGCUGGUGGAAAUGGAGGAGUUGCUGGAGACAGAAGCUGUGCUCAUCACCAACUUGGGGGAGUACAUCAAGGCGCAGGAGGAGAAACUACAGUUCCUGAAGAAGAAAGCGGCGGAAUACCAAAGUGAGCACAACGAAGCGGCGGCAGACAUCUCUGGAUACCUCACAAAUCCGAUAAAUGCCUUUCUGCUCACCAAGAGACUCACGACAGAUUGGAAGGAGGUGGAGAAUGUGAUGCUGUUCGACGUGGGAUCCAUCUACCUGGAGAACGUGACCAACUACAGGAACCUCCUGAAGUUCCCCACGGACGAGGACCUCAAUGGCGCCGCCGUGGCGCUCAUGCGGCUCCAGGACACGUACAAGCUCGACACGGCGAGUGUGGCGCGCGGAGAGCUGAAUGGGAUCCAAUACACGUCGGAGAUGUCCGUGGGUGACUGCUUCGAGCUGGGGCGCCAGUCCUACAUCAACGGGGAUCACUAUCACACGGUGCUCUGGAUGCGAGAGGCCAUGGAUCGUCUGCUGCGGAGCGAGAGCAACACAACGACCACUAAGGCUGACAUUUUGGAGUACUUGGCCUUCUCCACGUACAAGCAAGGCAAUGUCGAUUCGGCCCUCGUGAUGACGAACGAGCUGCUGGAACUCAACCCAGAUCACGCGAGGGCGAUGGGCAACAAGCAGUACUACGAGAAGGAGUUGGCAAAGCAGAAGAUGGAUCGCAAGCUGCGCGGCGAUGAUGGUUCUGUAGACUUGGACAUGGACUUUGAGCAGGUUCGCACGGUGAGUGAUCCGUCGAAAUUCGAUCUGCCGGAGCGUCGGCUGUACGAGAUGCUCUGCCGAGGCGAUAUAAAACCAUCUCCCAUCCAAUUGGCACCGCUGAGGUGUCGCUAUGCAACUAAUAACAGCGCUUUCCUGCGAAUUGCGCCACUGAAAUUGGAGGAAGCCAGCCGCUCGCCGUUCAUUGCCAUCUACCACGAUGUGAUGUCGGAUGAGGAAAUUGAAGUGGUGAAGAAGCUGGCAAAACCACGGUUUCGCCGGGCGACGGUGCAGAAUCACAAGACUGGCGAACUCGAGGUUGCUCACUAUCGCAUUAGCAAAUCGGCGUGGCUCAAAGAUGAGGAUCAUGAGUUCGUGAAGCGCAUCGGCCGCAGAGUUGCCGACAUGACGGGAUUGUCUGUGGAGACGGCCGAGGAGCUGCAGGUGGUCAACUACGGCAUUGGCGGCCACUAUGAGCCCCACUUUGACUUCGCGCGGAAAGACGAGACGAACGCGUUCAAGAGCUUGGGCACGGGAAAUCGCAUUGCAACAGUAUUAUUCUACAUGAGCGACGUUCCCCAGGGCGGCGCCACGGUCUUCCCUUCCAUCCGGACGGCGCUGUGGCCGAAGAAGGGCACGGCGGCCUUCUGGUUCAACCUCUUCGCUUCCGGCGAGGGCGACUACCAGACCCGCCACGCUGCGUGUCCCGUGCUGGCGGGCAGCAAGUGGGUGAGUAACAAAUGGCUGCACGAGCGAGGACAGGAGCUCCACCGACCCUGCAAACUGCGCCCAGAUCAUCCACCGGCGUAUUAGACGCCCCAACGCCCACGCCGCCAGUUCUAUUUUCGACUGGUUUUAGGAUGAAGUGUAAAUACGCCAAUGUGCAAAAAAAGAGAUACGAAAGCUAAUAAUAGGCAAGAAUGAACAGUGACUCGCUAAAUCAAUUUUUACCAAAAAGUUUAGUCAUAUGAUUUCUAUCUAAUCAAAUCUCUCUCUCGCGACCCAGAAUCAUAUUAUAUAUAUCUCUAUAUUGUCCAAAAUGUGGUGUAGAAAACUUUUGCAAUAACGGGCAAACGCGCACACACACACAAAUAAUAUCUCUCGAACAAGUUAAAUGUACAAAAAUGUGUUUUCUUUUGUAAUAAAACAAAUUUGCUCAAC